This is a messenger RNA of Drosophila ficusphila, 1064 nucleotides long. It is a transcript of the gene Rab21, whose product is annotated as ras-related protein Rab-21. The transcript has 2 exons. Bases 154 to 816 code for a protein of 220 amino acids. Gene Ontology annotation, biological process: Rab protein signal transduction. The record is from RefSeq and is a predicted model, not a curated record. Lineage: Eukaryota; Metazoa; Arthropoda; Insecta; Diptera; Drosophilidae. Gene Ontology annotation, molecular function: GTP binding; GTPase activity.
GUUUACAAACGCCGAUACUAUCGAUGCUACAUCGAUUGUUUUUGUAGCUCUCAAAAAAAUUUACCAUUUCAUCUUGUUUCUUUUCGUUUUUCCGUGUCCCCUCUGGAAACCAAUGUGCAUCCAGGCUGGACAGCUAGGAAUCGGGAAUCGACAAUGAGCGCGCGCAGGUCGAGGAGCGGUCCUACCCUGAAUUUCAAGGCGGUGCUGCUGGGCGAAGGUUGUGUGGGCAAGACGUCGCUUGUGCUGCGCUACAUGGAAGAUCGAUUCAACGCCCAGCAUUUGAGCACUCUACAGGCUUCCUUUGUGUCCCGCAAGGUGUCCCUUGAGGACGGGCGGAGGGCCCAGCUGAACAUCUGGGAUACGGCUGGCCAGGAGCGGUUCCACGCCCUGGGACCCAUCUACUAUCGAGGAUCCGACGGCGCCCUGCUCGUCUACGACAUAACCGAUCAGGACUCGUUCCAGAAGGUCAAGUCCUGGGUGCGGGAACUCCGGCAGAUGCGAGGAACGGAGAUUGCUCUGAUAAUCGUGGGCAACAAGACUGAUCUGGAGGAGCAGAGGGCGGUGGCGCACGAAGAGGCACUUCAGUACGCGCGCACAGUGGGCGCCCAGUAUGUGGAAACCUCGGCCAAAGAGAACGAGGGCGUGGCUGAGCUCUUCGAGCUGCUCACUUACCUGAUGCAACUCAGACAGCGGGAGUCGGAUGCGAGUCCGCUGCGCCUUCAGAAUCCGGAUACAGAUGCCCUCAGCAACGUCGAGGAGUCGGAGGCCACGGAUCCCGGCGAUCCUGCGGGUCAGCGAUCUUGCUGCGGCAUUUAGUGUCCCCAUUGUGAUAGUAAUCAUAAUUAUGUACUAGUACCCCUGUAGCUGAUGUUCAUCUUGUGUAUAUAUUAUAACUUUACUUGUAGCCCGUGUUUCUGUUAUCAAAUAACUCUAAAACCAAACUAAUCCGCGUACUAUGUUGAUCCUCAUUAUUGUUUUCCAAAUUGCUUUAGUGUUUGCCAUUUCGACAUUCGAUUUUCUCCGCUCUUUGUGUGCGCCAAGCAAUAAAUUAUUUUGUACUUGCA